AUUUGAAUGGGAGUAGCUGGUUUCAAUGUCAUCCAUCUUCCCCUUUCCGACUGACGUCGAAUACCAUCCUCUUUCCUUCCCUUCCAAAUUCACAGUGAAUCCUCCUCAAAGAACCAUCCUCAAUUUUAAAGCAGCGGAUUCAACAUGUUUCAACCACGAGUUGUACGCAAAUAUCGCCUAUCUGAAGAUGAUUCUUACAAGAAAGUCAGCGAAGACUUAGUAAACACAAAUACAUUAAUGUUUAUUAUUAAUUGCUGUAUUUUAUUCAUAUCUUUGAUGGUUAUUAUCUUGGGAUCAACUUAUAAGUAUCACGAAAAAGAAGAAUUAGUCAAUUGGCUUUAUUUUGCUUCCGCUCCUGUAUAUCUUGUGCUCAUGGUUUUUGUGUGUUUUAAACUCUACAAAUGUACACGGACACCAAGAAAGGAAAAGGAGAGGCGCGAUAGGGAACAGCAAUUAUCAAAUGUACAAACCAAUGGCCCUUCAAAUCUUCACCCUCAUCCUCAGGAAAGCCAGCCUUUACCGGAAUACACUGAAACAAACAAGUAAAGAAGUGCAAGACAGGGUUGAAGAUAGUCAUGCGAAAUUUUAUGAGGAAAUAGAAAAUCUACCAUCUAAUCUGCAGUUGCUAAUUUUUUGGUUUUCGCCUGAAUUCCAUUCUACUUGAAAUCUGUCAUAACAGUGUUUGGGAAUAGAAGACUUCAUUGAGGUUGAAAUUUAAGACUGCGUAUUCAGUCGAUAACUUUAUGACAAUAAACUUUAUGAUAAGAGCGGACUAAGAUAGAGCAGCCUUCAAUGAACAUUACGCUUUUCAGUGGUUGCAUAGUUCCUUUUAUUUACAUUCCCAUUUUCAAAAAAUCGAAAAUGUUAUACGCUAUGGAAGUGCUGAACUUGAAACCGUGGUACAUAUUCCUCUGUGUAAACUUUUCGUAAAGACUCGAUGAUGGAUUCGGCUCAAAAAAAGGCAACCAGGAAAGGAAAACCUCCUUUAUUGAAUGAAGGAUGUUUUCAAAAACUUUGAAGAGGUCAAUGUUUGAGAAAUAUCUACAGGAGCUUUUCCUGGUCGAAUUAGUUGAACGGUCAUAAUAACAUACUUAAGGAUUUGAUAUAUUCUAAUAAAAGUUCAAGUCCCACGAAUUCUUAUUUAUUUGGCAACGAUCAUGAAAUCAUAUGAACAUACUUUAAUAUGAAGUCGUCACUCCGCUACUUGGUAAGUAAUGUUCAUUGAUAUAACUAGUGUUUAUUUUAAUCUGAUUAAACAUAUUUUAGAAUAAACCAUAUUGUAAUCUAUAUAAACUUGAGAUGAUCAAUUCAUGCUUCUAUAUAAGGCGUGUCACUCUAGUUUCACCUUGUUUUCUUUACAACAAAAUAAUGUUUCGCUGAAACUUUGUAACACUGAAAGUUUACAAAAUUUCUAUUUAGACCUAAUACUACAGAAACACUUCUUAAUCCAUUUAUAUCUUUUGAAAUAAUUUUCCUCUCGGCGAAGUGUUCAUUGAAUUGAUUUAACAUAUAUAAGAAAAGCACAAAAACAAAUAGAGAAUUUUUUUCUGGGGA
Schizosaccharomyces cryophilus OY26 is the source of this 1554-nucleotide messenger RNA. RefSeq lists its product as uncharacterized. The coding region runs from base 145 to 546 and encodes 133 amino acids. The record is from RefSeq and is a predicted model, not a curated record. Lineage: Eukaryota; Fungi; Ascomycota; Schizosaccharomycetes; Schizosaccharomycetales; Schizosaccharomycetaceae. The transcript has a single exon.